AGCGAAUCGAGCAGCGUGAUUGGCUCAGGCCUGGAAAAGUACGUUUGGGAUCCUCAAUGUACAGGCCGCAGUAGCGCUACCGUUGGAAAAUUAACAAUAAUAAACUACGACAGAUUCGAGGGGAUUCGAAACUCUUCAACGCUCCGAAGGCAGUCGCGGAGUAGACACUUUCCUCCCAGAUGCCAGGUUCACAGAUUAGCUUAAUGUUUGCGACGCUUCUACAUGAAGGGAUCUACUGUCAGAUGUGAAGUGUUGUGGACCGCUCACAGAUAAUGGAUCAAGGUGGAGGGAUCCUGGAGCUUCACAAGGAUUUAACAAUGCCCCAUACAAUGAUAAUGCCAGAUUUUGUUGCAGGGAUGGGAGGCCUGGCCCACAUCGACGGCGAGCACAUCGUGGUGUCUGUGCCGGAGGCCGUGAUGGUGACGGACGAGGGCAUCAUGCUGGAGACGGAGGUGGUGGAGGGACCGGACAUCUGUCACGAGGACGUCAUCACCACCGAGGGCGUGAUCAUGGCCGAGUCCAUCCAAGAGGCUGACCUGAUGGAGGAGACGGUGCCGGAUCAGGUGUUUGUGGCUGAGCUCAUGUCUCCUCACGACCAGAGCCCGCUGGACCACGAGCUGGUGACCGCAGACGAGGAUGUGAAGAGCCCUUCGGAGGACUACCUCAUGAUCUCCCUGGAUGAGGUCGGGGAAAAGCUGGACAUCGGAGACGCGCCUUUAAAGAUCAGCACAGACGUGGUCCAGGACGACGACGACGGCUCCAAAGAGGACGAGUUCGGCUCCGAGGUCAUUAAAGUCUACAUCUUUAAGGCAGACGGAGAUGAAGAUGUGGAGAUAGGCAGCACCGAGGUGGUGGAGGAGAGUGAUUUCCCCAACGGACACGCAGCACUGGAGCCGGCCGCCUCAGGAAGACCGACCAGAGAGAAGAUGCUCUACAUGGCUGUGAAGGACACCAGCCAAGGACACGAGGACAUCAACUGCUCAGAGAUGACUGACCAGGUGUAUAUGGAGGUCAUCGUUGGGGAGGAAGAAGCUCCUGUCAUCACUGAAGCACAGCUGGAGGACGCACCGCUCAACAAGACCUUCGUUCCCGCCGCCUGGGCCACUGCUUAUGGAAGCAGUGUAGAGAGUAAGAACAGUGCGGUCACUCCGUUCCUCCAGAUCACCGACAGCAUCAGCACAAGCAGAGCACUCAAACAGAAGAUCAAGAAGAAGAGGAGAGGGGAGACGCGCCAGUCUCACACAGCUGUGAUCAUCGGUCCAGACGGCCAGCCCCUGACCGUCUACCCCUGUCACAUCUGCGGCAAGAAGUUCAAAUCACGCGGCUUCCUGAAGCGCCACAUGAAGAAUCACCCGGACCACAUGUUCAAGAAGAAGUACCAGUGCACCGACUGCGACUUCACCACCAACAAGAAGGUGAGUUUCCACAACCACCUGGAGAGCCACAAGCUGAUCAUCAAGAGCGAGAAGAUCCCGGAGUACACCGAGUACACGCGGCGCUACCACGAGGCCAGCCCGCUCAGCUCCAACAAGCUCAUCCUGCGAGACAAGGAGCCCAAGCUGCACAAGUGCAAGUACUGCGAGUACGAGACGGCGGAGCAGGGGCUCCUCAACCGACACCUGCUGGCUGUGCACAGCAAGAACUUCGCUCACGUCUGCGUCGAGUGCGCCAAGGGCUUCCGGCACCCGUCGGAGCUCAAGAAGCACAUGCGGACGCACACGGGCGAGAAGCCCUACCACUGCGAGCACUGCGACUUCCAGUGUGCAGACCAGUCCAAUCUAAAGACUCACAUAAAGAGCAAACACGGCACUGACCUGCCCUUCAAGUGCGGCCACUGCCCGCAGGCCUUCGCCGACGACCAGGAGCUCCAGAGGCACACGGACAUCUUCCAGGGCCAUAAGACUCACCAGUGUCCACACUGCGAACACAAGAGCACCAACUCCAGCGACCUGAAGCGGCACGUCAUCUCGGUGCACACCAAAGACUUCCCGCACAAGUGCGACGUCUGCGAGAAGGGCUUCCACAGACCCUCCGAACUGAAGAAGCACGCAGAAACGCACAAGGGGAAUAAGGUGCACCAGUGCAGGCACUGCGAGUUUAAGACGUCAGACCCGUUCGCGCUCAGCCGCCACAUUCUGUCCGUUCACACCAAGGACUUGCCGUUUAAGUGCAAGCGGUGCAAGCGCGGAUUCAGGCAUCAGAACGAACUGAAGAAGCACAUGAAGACGCACAGCGGCCGCAAGGUGUAUCAGUGCCAAUACUGCGAGUACAACACUACGGACGCUUCGGGAUUCAAACGGCACGUCAUAUCCAUCCACACUAAAGACUAUCCGCACCGGUGUGACUACUGCAAGAAGGGUUUCAGACGGCCGUCGGAAAAGAACCAACACAUACUGCGCCAUCACAAAGAAACCCUGCUCUAACGCUCUUUCUUUCAUCCCCAAUCGUGUCAUUCUCAGCCCUCUUAUUUAAUAUUCUGCUUAAGCGUAAAGAAACAUCAAUCCCAGCUGAGGUGGGUAGAAGCGGCUAACAGUACGGUCUCGGUCACAAAACAUUCACUUAGGGUCUCAGAUGCCUUUAUUUUUAUACCCACUUUACAGAAAUGCUCAAAGGAGUAGUUCACCCAAAAAUUUACUUUCCAGACAUCUUCUCUAGAGAUACGAUAGCAGAAAUUUGGCAGAAAGUGACCAGUGGCUGUCAGGCUUCAAAAAGGAUGAAAGGUGUCAGAAAAGUAGACCCUUUUGUGCACUUUACGGUUCAUACGGAGAGUUCUGUAUGUGUGCUUGCAGCAGUGUUUUUGUGCCCCAAAAUGAGUAAAUAAUGAGUUUUGUUGUAUGGGUCAGAGCAUCAGUACCGCAGGAUAGACGCCACACUGUAUUUCACAAAGCAAGGUUAAGCGUGGAGUCUUUAUAAUGGCGUGUGCUGUGUAAAUCUAACUCGCGUGUCAUGUCUGAACUGCUCAGUGAUGUUUCUGCUCUACUCAUCAGCUUUAGCUGAAGUCUAUCAGGACAAACAUGUUCCAGUUUCCCUCUGCAGUCAUUAAAUCAGAGAUUACCAGCUAGUAUGUCCAGGUUUUACUCUACCUUUUACCGUUUUGUACCCAUCAUGAUCAGAUCUGUUUUUCCAGGAUUUCAGCCCUCCUCAGCUUUGUGAAUACCACUACAAAAUGAAAUGUUUGUGUAAAUGAAACGGUAACAACACGGCGACACGUGCACAUACUGCCAAUUAUCUCUCGAGUCAUGCCUUACGUCUCUUGUUUUUGCACUGAAUUCAGUAAGUAUGAAUCAUUUGUGGAUAUUUUUAACAAGUCUCAGUUAUUCUAUGAUAGAUGUAUACAUUAACAAAUGCAAAUCACGUUAUAAUGUUUAUAAUGUCACUUUAGAGUUAUUUAUUUCAUCCUAAAGCAGAAGCCAUGCUUCAUCUCUUGAUAUCUGUCUCUGUUGACUUCUGAUGAGAGUUUGGGGGGGGCGCUACUUCCUGUCAAUCAUGUUUUUGUCAGUAAUGCUCACUCUAACGUCGUCAUGUGUAAAAACCUUCGUCUUAAGCUCCGACUCAGAAGAAAACCUGUUUUAAAACAUCGUAAUGAAAUAGAAAGAGUGGCUGAUUUGCAGCUGCUUUAAAAGGUUUAGUUCACAAUAAUUGAGUUUCUCUAAAUCCAUCAGGCGUUCGCUUGGCAGCCGUCUAGACAGCGCUGUGUUUGUUACAGUUGUGUCAUGCUACAUGGAAAAUUUAACUCAUGCAUUUCACUUAUUUUCUGAUGGAUGGACUACUGGUAAGAAGGAAACAAAAUAUUUUCUUUUAAGAAAUGGUUUCACACUCAGGUAUUCUUCCCUUGACGUUUAGCAGAUCUUAGCACUUUUCAGAUGUAAGAAAUUAACAGUCUAAAUAAAUAAUUCAAGGAAAAUCAUUUUAAUCUGCUUAUAAAUGUUGUAUUAUGCCAUUAAAGUGGAUAGUUACAUGUGCUGUA
This is a messenger RNA of Carassius gibelio (silver crucian carp), 3967 nucleotides long. RefSeq names its product zinc finger protein 711. Gene Ontology annotation, molecular function: RNA polymerase II cis-regulatory region sequence-specific DNA binding; DNA-binding transcription factor activity, RNA polymerase II-specific; metal ion binding. The record is from RefSeq and is a predicted model, not a curated record. Bases 273 to 2423 code for a protein of 716 amino acids. Gene Ontology annotation, biological process: regulation of DNA-templated transcription. The transcript is spliced from 9 exons. Gene Ontology annotation, cellular component: nucleus. Lineage: Eukaryota; Metazoa; Chordata; Actinopteri; Cypriniformes; Cyprinidae.